This is a messenger RNA of Dicentrarchus labrax (European seabass), 3958 nucleotides long. Its product is annotated as 5-hydroxytryptamine receptor 3A-like. The record is from RefSeq and is a predicted model, not a curated record. Gene Ontology annotation, biological process: nervous system process; signal transduction; chemical synaptic transmission. Lineage: Eukaryota; Metazoa; Chordata; Actinopteri; Moronidae. Gene Ontology annotation, cellular component: neuron projection; postsynaptic membrane; synapse. The coding region runs from base 70 to 2796 and encodes 908 amino acids. The transcript has 19 exons. Gene Ontology annotation, molecular function: neurotransmitter receptor activity; transmembrane signaling receptor activity; extracellular ligand-gated monoatomic ion channel activity.
ACAUGUGAUUCUGAAGAAACUGCUUAUAUCUGACAACUGUAGACGAGUAAAGAUUUAACUUUUGACAUCAUGAUUUCCAAGGAUACUACACUGAAGCCUCUCCCUCCAACAGUCAGGCUGGUCAUGUUUCUCAUUCUUAUACCAGCUCUGUGCAGUGCCAUUGAGGUGAACUGCUCUGAGCCAACCCAACCUGCCCUGCUGGAGGCUCUGACUCCAAUCUUUAACAUGAGCGCCAUACGACCAGUCGUAAACAUGACAACGCGCACCAAUGUCAGCACCUUCUUCACCUUGUAUGGGAUAUUAGGAGUGGAUGAAAAGUCUCAACUCUUAAUCACCUACCUUUGGCUAGAUUAUUGGUGGAAGAACGAGCUUGUCUUUUGGGACCCAAACCAGUGUGGCACCGACAAGAUUUCUCUUCCCAGAGACAAAUUUUGGGUGCCAGAUAUUGUAAUCAAUGAAUUUAUGGAUGAAAACACAGCCCCUCCUGUCCCGUAUGUGUACCUGUACAGCAAUGGGAUGGUGCAUGAUGCUCAACCAGUCAAAGUUGUCAGCUCCUGUAACCUUGAUAUCUACACCUUCCCCUUCGACAUACAGAACUGCACUUUCACUUUCAACUCCUACAUCCACUUGGCGAUGGACAUAAUGAUUUUCCUGGGAAAGUCUGCAGAAAACAUCACAAAGAAGUCUAAGAACGUGAUGACCACCAUGGGGGAGUGGGAGCUGCUGGAUAUCACGUCGCACAAAGACAAAUAUGGACAUGAUGAUGGUCAAUAUAUUGAUGAGCUUUCAUUUCAUAUCAGAGUGAGGCGCCGGGCAACCCUGUAUGUGGUGAACCUGCUGAUCCCCAGCUGUUUCCUCAUCACAGUGGACCUCUUCAGCUUCCUGCUGCCUCCCCAAACUGUGGACCGAUCCUCCUUUAAGAUGACCCUCAUUCUGGGAUACACAGUCUUCUUGCUCAUCAUGAACGACCUGCUGCCUAUCACUGGAAACACCAUACCUCUCAUAAAUGUGUUCUUCUCUCUCUGCCUGGCUCUUAUGGUGACCAGUCUACUGGAGACUAUCUUCAUCACUAAUCUGCUGAGCGGCUCUGCUGACUUCUCUCCCCUCCCUCGCUGGGUCCGAGUGUUUGUUCUGCAAUUCCUGGGCUGUCUUGUUUGCCUGCCUCAGAAGACUAAAGAGCCAAAGGGUUCAGACAUAAAAUUCAGCACUGCAAUGGCACAGCGAAAAGCUGACGAGGGGCCUCCGGGGGAGAUGAUGCUGGUGGCUGAGGGCAAGGCCGUUCAGGAGCUGAGGAGCCUGGGCAGGGACCUCCAGGCCAUCCGCCUUCAGGUGGAGCAGCAGCUGUGUGGAAGCAAGAGCUCAAAGGAGUGGAUCCAGUGCUGCCUGCUGAAAGUCAAGCCUUCUAAGGUUCUAUUCAUCUUCAUCUCUGUGCUAAUGUAUGCGUCAUGCAGUUCCAUCAUGCUGAACUGCUCUCAACCUGACCCACCUUCUUUGCUGGAUGCUCUCAGGCCGGUCUUCACCCUAAGCUCCAUUCGACCUGUCAUGAAUAUGUCAACCCCCACCAACGUCAGCAUUGACUUCAUCCUGUUUGGCAUUCUGGGGGUGGAUGAAAAGGCCCAACUCCUGACAACGUAUAUCUGGCAAAAAUUAGAAUGGAGAAAUGACUUUAUUGGGUGGGACCCAGACCAGUGCGGUUCGUCAAGGAUAACAAUCCCAAGGAAACUGCUCUGGGUACCAGAUGUGGUCAUCAAUGAAUUUAUGGAGAAAAAUUCCGCUCCAUUUGUUCCAUACAGUUAUGUGUAUUCUGAUGGCUUGGUGCAAGAUGAACAGCCUGUCAAAGUGGUCAGCUCCUGCAGGCUCGACAUCUACACAUUUCCAUUCGACGUCCAGAACUGCAGUUUAAGCUUCAACUCCUACUUACACCGUAUGGCUGCUAUGCAGAUUUUCCCAACAAUACCUGUAGAGGAGAUAUUAAAAUUCUCUCAAGAAGUGAUGGCAACUAUGGGUGAGUGGGAACUAAUUGGACUCUCAGUGAAGAAAUUACAACUACCAGCUUCGGAUGGAGAACCUUACGAAGAGCUUCGCUUCUUUGUCACAGUGAGGCGCCGGGCGACCCUGUAUGUGGUGAACCUCCUGAUCCCGAGCUGUUUCCUCAUCACAGUGGACCUCUUGAGCUUCCUGCUGCCUCCCAAGAGCAUUGACCGCUCCUUGUUCAAGAUGACCCUGAUCCUGGGCUACACAGUCUUCCUGCUCAUCAUGAACGACCUGCUGCCUAUCACUGGAGAAACCAUACCUCUCAUGAAUGUGUUCCUGUCUCUGUGUCUGGGUAUGAUGGUGGCUAGUCUUCUGGAGACUAUCCUCAUUACCAACCUGCUGUGUGGCUCCGCUCACUACCCUCCAAUCCCCCGCUGGGUCAGACUGUUUGUUCUUCACUUCUUGGGCCGCCUGGUAGGGCUUCCUCAAAAGCCCAGAGAUCUGGAGGACACGGUCUUUCAAAAUCCUGCUGCACAAGAUAUCAAAGUGUCCUUUCUGGUGGCAGAGGACAACCAGGCUCCAGGACCGAAGGGACCACUGGAUGAAGACAAGGCCCUGCAGGAGCUGAGGAGCCUGGGCAAAGACCUCCAGGCCCUCCACAAUCAGCUGAAGAAGCAGACGAGUGGAAGCCAGAGCUCGGAGGAGUGGAUCCAGGUGGGUUUCAUCAUAGACCGCCUGCUGUUCGGCUUCUACAUGCUCUUUAUAACAGUCAGCUUCAUUACCAUCAUCGUUGUCUGGGUGAACUCAUACAACAUAUCCUGAUUUUGCUUUUGAGUUUGUUUUUUCAUAUUUUGGGGGAUUUUGUGGAUUAUUAUUUGUUAACUUACUUUGUCUUAUUCAUUGUCAGUUAUAACUAAGUCCAGAGAAAACUUUAAAGGUUGAUUUAGCUUUUGUAUUUGGAAGUAGUUUGACACCCCUUACACAAUUAGUUUUUAUGUUUUAAAGGUCCAGUGUGUGACAUUUAGGAGGAACUAUUGUCAGAAACGUAAUAUAAUAGUCAUAGAUAGGUUUUCUUUAGUGUAUAAUCCCCUGAAAAUAAGAAAAAUAAGAGUUGCGUUUUUGUUACAUUAGUCUGCCAUGUUGAACCACCCAGUACGGACAAAUCUCAACACUGUAACACCCGUUUUUCCACGACAUUCGCUUCCAUAGCUUCUCCUACACGUGGAAAGCAAGAGGUUUUCAGUUGGUUGCAAUCUGUAACGUCACUGUUAGAUGCCACUAAUUCCUACACACCGGUCCUUCACAUUUUGUUUCCAUACUGAACUAUUCCAAGUAAAAACAUUGCUUUGUGUGGCUACAACCCAUAUGAUUUGUGAUGUAUGUGUUAUAAUAAUAUAUGGUAGGCAGUAAUAUUGUCGACUAAAACAUUUAACAACUGCUGAUUAUACUGUAUAAUUAUACACAGGAGUGGAUAUCAUCCAUCACCAUUAUGUUUCAACCUGCAUACAUUAAAGUUUUCUAAUACAGUUUUCUAUGGCUUUUACUUGACCCUCAUGUAUUGUGUGUGAUGCAAAUGUGAGUACACAUUAAGGCUCAAUGUAUGCUGUUUAAAAUAUUUGUUCAGGACUUGCAAACUGACAAAAUUAUUAGACCUAACAAAUGAAAUCAACUCCUGAGAUAAAGUUUAAAAAAACAGUAUCAUUAGCCUCUGCUGGAUCAAACCACCAAUCUUCCAGUUUGUGGACAACCUGCUCUACCAGAGUCACAACCACCUUACCGUAAAUACUGUACAUUGACGGUUGAUCACUGAAUCACAGGUAUAGAAAACAGCAUAAAACAAAAAAUAAGCACAUGGUUCAACAGCACAGCACUUAAUAAAUGGAACAGAACUCCCAUAGGUCAAAGUGUUGAAAAAUAAAAUGGAUGAAUGGUUACCGGAGGUGUGGAAUAACAAGUUGCCUUAUGUGUGUUUAUGAUCCAUCUG